Molecule: messenger RNA, 1347 nt
Organism: Colletotrichum acutatum
Lineage: Eukaryota; Fungi; Ascomycota; Sordariomycetes; Glomerellales; Glomerellaceae
Product: voltage-dependent potassium channel beta subunit
Exons: 5
Coding region: 195-1034 (279 amino acids)
Source: RefSeq, a predicted model, not a curated record
AGUGCCAUCAGCUUGGGAGGCUGGUUGACCUACGGCGGCCAUGUCGACUCCGAGGGCACUUUCAAGUGCAUGAAGGCUGCCUACGACUCUGGCGUUAACUUCUUCGAUACGGCUGAGGGCUACGCCAACGGCGAGAGCGAAAUUGGUAUGAGCAGUCGACAGUAACCCCCGGCAAGAGAAGGAGCACUGAUUUUAUGAUAGUUAUGGGUCAGGCCAUCAAGAAGUACGGCUGGAAGCGCAACGACCUCGUCAUCUCUACCAAGAUUUACUGGGGUGGCGCCUUUGGCGACAACGUUGUCAACAACAAGGGUCUGUCUCGCAAGCACGUUAUCGAGGCCAUGGACGCGUGCCUUGAGCGUCUCGAUCUGAAAUAUGUUGACCUCGUCUACGCUCACCGUCCCGAUCGCCAAACACCCAUGGAGGAGACCGUCCGCGCCUUCAACCACCUGAUCAACACCGGCAAGGCCCUCUACUGGGGAACAUCCGAAUGGAGCGCCGACGAGAUCGCCCAGGCCUGGCGCUACGCCGACAAGCUGAACCUUGUCGGUCCCAUCAUGGAGCAGCCCUCGUACAGCAUGCUUGACCGCAAGAAGGUCGAGCACGAGUUCUUCCACCUCUACCGCGAAGUCGGCACCGGUCUGACCGUCUUCUCUCCCCUGCGUCAGGGCAUCCUUUCCGGAAAGUACAAGAACGGCAUCCCCGAGGACUCCCGCUUCGGCUCCGAGAACAUUGGAUUCAUCAAGGACUUCUGGAAGAGAGAGAACGCCAAGAAGCAAUUCCAGGAUCUCGUCGAUAAGGCCAACAAGAUCGAGCCCAUUGCCGAGAAGCUGGGAAUCAAGAUGGCCACCCUGGCGCUUGCCUGGGUUCUGAAGAACAAGAACGUCAGCUCUGCCAUCAUUGGCGCGAGCAGCCCCGAACAGGUGUUUGAGAACAUCCGGGCUAUCGGCGCGCAAGAGAAGUUGACGGAUGAGAUUAUGAAGGAGAUUGAUGAGGCGCUGGAGAACAAGCCUGAUGCCAUCAUUCCGAGAUUCUAGAGUGGCCGAAUAUGAUGUACGAGAACAUGAAAUGAAAACUUCGAGGUACACACGGCCUCGACUAUAGCACGUACAUAUACGAAAUACCAAUCGAAUAAUACACAAAUGUCAACUCCACAUAUGGUCACUGUUGAAAGAGCGUACGGCAAAUACGACGAAGACAUCAGGAUUGCUCAAAGAGGUGAAUCUACACAUCCUCUAUAGCUGAGCAAAGUUGAUGAGUCUGUCGGGGUGGGCGAGCCACUGCACUCUGGCCAAGUGGUCUAGCGUGCAACGUCUCCGUCCAGAGAUCGCAAACUGAAAUUAUCCAACC